AUGGGUGCAAAUGUUUAUAGAGUAUUUGUGUUUUUAAGCUUUCUAAGUUUUGUUUUAUGUGACCUAAAUCUUCAAGAAGAUGAACCUUGCGUAACUGAUGGUCUAAAUGGAACGUGCGUUGGAAUAUUUCGGUGUCCCUCUGCAUCGUUGAGUUACCUUUAUGCCAAUGCGGGAUACGUCAAGACACCUGAUAAAAUAUAUGACUACCCAGAGCUGCCAGAUAUCUGUUCAUAUAAGAACGAGGAACCUGUAGUGUGCUGUACUGAUUGUAAUAUUUCUAAUGCAGAACCGUUCCGUCAUACUUCCAUAGGACCUCUGGGAAUUCCUGAAGAUAAUGAAGGCCCGGUAGCUUGGUCUAAAUGUCUAGAUUAUUUAAAGAUUCUACCCUACCCGUGUCGGGCUCAAGGAAAAUUCGAAGUGCGAAAGUACUGGAAUGAAAAUAGAAAAUGUUAUGGGUACGUGUCAAGUAUAGCAUUAGUAUUUGCUACUGGUGGAAUAGAGGCACAAAGAUGGGAAUUUCCUCACAUGGCUUUACUAGGAUACGGAGAUGAACAAAAAUCGGCUCAAUGGCUUUGUGGAGGAACUGUGAUCAGCGAGAGAUUCAUACUGACUGCUGCACACUGCACACGUAGAGCUUUGGGCAACGUCUCAUAUGCUGCACUUGGGAUAUUAAAACGCACUGAUCCGAAGGAAUUGUGGAACAUACAUAAUAUUAAAAGAAUAAUUCCCCAUCCUGAAUACAAUCCUCCUUCCAAAUACCAUGAUAUCGCACUUCUGGAGACAGAAACUGAGAUAAAUUUUGGUAAAAAUCUUCUGCCUGCAUGUCUAGAUACAGGAAAGAAAAAAGAACUCACGGCUGAUGCUUCUGGUUGGGGCCGUUUGGGUCAUAUGAAGGAUUUAGCUGAUACAUUGCAAGUAGUGACUCUCCAGGAGUUUGAAGAAACAGAAUGUGCAACAUUCUUUUCACCGCACAGACAUCUGAAGCAUGGAUACGAUCAUGAAAAACAGAUGUGUUACGGAAACCACCAAAAGAUAAUUGAUACUUGUGAGGGUGACAGCGGUGGUCCUCUCCAGACGAACCAGUUCAAAUGUCAGUACACAGUGGUCGGCGUGACGUCAUUCGGCAAGUACUGCGGUAUCCUCGGCUCACCUGGCAUGUACACCAGGGUCUCUUACUACGUACCCUGGAUCGAGGCCAUCGUCUGGCCUGAGGAGACAAAAGAACACAAGAAAAAGGACGAUCUUUUGUUUGACAAGUGGCUAAAUGCUACACAACAAUAAAUGUUAUAACACGACAUUUUUCUAUUUUAGAAAUAAUUAAAAUAGGUAAUAACUUUAGCUCCUUUUAGUAUUUUCCCUAAGGCAACUUUGCCAUAUAAUAACACGGCUCUCAGUAUCCCACUGUUUCUUUUGUUGUUGUUUGAUAGGUACAUACGUUUAAAAAACAGACUUUAACUCCUCUUUUUUGAAGUCAGUUCAAACUUUAUCCUAAGUAUAUCAAAAACUAUUCUAAAAUCCGCAUCGAAAGCAGCUUCGUUUCCGAUGAUCAUCGUCCAUGAGCACAGUUGCAUGCAUAUAAACAAUAACGCUUGUACAUGUGAGAAACUGGAAAUCGUGAAAGAACACACCUACCUUGGACUAAUAAUAGAUCAUAAGUUAAACUGGAAAUCACAUGUUAACCUAAUAUGUAACAAGCUAAGAGCUAUUUUGUCAAAACUAUGUGUGCUCAAACAUAAAGUGUCAUAUAGAACACUGAGACCUAUGUAUAUGUCUUUAGACGAUUCUGUCAUGAGUUAUGGCUUAACUAGCUAUGGAAGAACGUAUAAAACGUAUCUAAAUAACAUAUAUAAUUUGCAGAUUAGAAUUUUAAAAACAAUUGUUCCUUUAAAAGUUAAAUUCAAGAACAAAGAUAAUUAUCACUACUUGGUUCAUUAUUGUAAGGUUUUGAGUGUAUUUGAUAAGAGAGAUUUAGCAAUUGUAACUCAGAACAGUAUAGUACUCCCUACCUUUGAAAUACCAAAAUGUCAUAACGAUUAUGGUGAGAGAGUAUGGAAUGUCAGUCUUGCCCGAAUACUCAACAAGUUGCCAAAACACAUAGUUUGUAAACUGGAAAACAGAAAUAAAAGGCAGACCUAUAACAUAUUCAAGCGACAUUUAACGAAUUAUAAUGAAAUAGCAACUUCUUCACUGUAAAAUCUUUUCUAUUUAUGUUUAAGAUUAAGUUAAGAUUUG
Messenger RNA from Spodoptera litura, 2232 nucleotides. RefSeq names its product granzyme-like protein 1. Gene Ontology annotation, biological process: proteolysis. The record is from RefSeq and is a predicted model, not a curated record. Gene Ontology annotation, molecular function: serine-type endopeptidase activity. NCBI's taxonomy places the organism in Eukaryota, Metazoa, Arthropoda, Insecta, Lepidoptera, Noctuidae.